This is a messenger RNA of Babesia sp. Xinjiang, 2484 nucleotides long. RefSeq names its product Exonuclease 1 (gene exo1). Gene Ontology annotation, molecular function: 5'-flap endonuclease activity; metal ion binding. The coding region runs from base 1 to 2484 and encodes 827 amino acids. The transcript is spliced from 3 exons. The record is from RefSeq and is a predicted model, not a curated record. NCBI's taxonomy places the organism in Eukaryota, Apicomplexa, Aconoidasida, Piroplasmida, Babesiidae.
AUGACAGGCCAAUAUACUGGAAACAUACACCAUAGCGGUGUGGGAGCGCCGCUCGGGAGCUGCAGUCGUAAUCCAGCCGUAGCGUUCCAGAGCUCCUGCACGCCGUUCCCUUAUUACCAGUGUCAUGGGAACACGGCGAUGCCUGUCCAACCGAUACAGCUUCCUUCUACGUCUUAUUACCAGCCUAGACGUCGAGGCACCUCCGGCGGACAGCGUCACCCACCUCAGCCGUAUGCCUCUUCCGACAACAGGCAGGGGUCUAUGCGCAACAAUGAUCGCACACAUGGUUCGGCUUUCAAAUUAGGAUGUGAGGUAUGCAGCAUGUACUUCAGAUCGGCUACAGAGCUCUCGGACCAUAUCGAGGAGACGCACGUCCAUUGCGAUGUGGAAGGUUGCGACUACUCGGCCCCCGUGGACUUGAUGUCGGUUCACGCUCUUAAGCAUGUGACGAACCAAAAUGGAGAGUCCGUGCUGGAAUCUGCUGACGAGAUUCGCAAAUGGGUCACGAAUCGCCGUAACCGCCAUCCGUUGAAUCGUUCCCGUGAUGUUGGUACAACAGAGGAUUCCACGCUUGAGCGUUUAUUACGGGACGCUCAUCGGAAGGCCAGGCAAGACCACCCGACCAAGAGCUUUCUAUGCCCAGUAAUUUCGAAGGUUCGCCCUCGUCCAAGUGCCCUGCUUCACCUUAGCGACCCUGUGAAAUAUCGCAACUUGCUACGCCAAUCAUCGGGUCCUUACUCCUACAGACCAUCACUUUCAAUGAAUCGUACGGUCUGUCAGAACUUCAAACGCACGCGUACGUGCAAGUUCGGGGAUAGGUGCCAGUAUUCUCACGACCUGCAGCUCGGGGGUCUCCGUGACAUGAGUGUCACCAAGCGCCCACCGACGUUGCUUCACGUGAUAAAAAACGACAUUUAUAAGACGGAAAAACUGUUGGUGAACGCUAUCAAGACGUUAGUAAGCCAGAAUUUUUUCGACGACAGUCCAGGUGUUAUUCCUUCUGGCGGUCUGCAUUUUCAGCAAUUCUUGCGUCCUAUGCAAAAAUGUGUAAGCAUCAAGAACUAUGCGGGAUCAGUGGUUGCUGUGGAUGCCAUGUGCUGGAUCCAUAGGGGCAUGAUUUCUUCUGCCGUUGCCAACGUAACCGGAGAUUCGUGUGACAAAUACAUCAAAUUUAUCAUUUCGAUUCUCUCUGUCCUUCUGUCGCAUAAGAUCACUCCCAUCAUGGUAUUCGACGGAUACGAGAUGCCCUCCAAGGAACUUGAGAAUCAGAUGCGUCGCGAACGCCGGGACAAGGCUCGUGAAGAGGCCUUAUCAAUGAUUAAGAAGAACGGAGGAAAAAUCAACACAGAGAUAAUGCGUAAGUGCAUGCAAGCCAUAAGUAUCACUCCUGAGGUGAUUGCACGUGUGAUGCAACUUUGCCGUGAGAUGAAUGUGCGGGUGGUAGUGGCUCCCUACGAGGCUGAUGCCCAAGUCGCUUACUUAUGUCGCUCGGGUAUUGCGCAUAGCGCGCUUUCUGAGGAUUCUGAUCUCCUGGCCUACGGCUGUCCUCGUGUAUGGUACAAGCUUGAGCGAGACGGUAAGGCCGACGAGCUGACUCUUGGUUUCGGCAGCGAUCCUGAUGUGAAGUGUAAGAGCGGUAUGUUGAAGGGACUUAGUCACCGAAUGUUCGCUGCGAUGUGCGUGCUCAGCGGCUCCGAUUACGAUAACGGUUGCCACAUUCACGGUAUGGGCAUAAAACUUGCACAUAGGUUCAUUCUACAAUACGAAACUAUUCCCGCUGUGAUGGACGCGCUCGUAGGGAAUGCUUCUUGGUCCAAGAAAUUGCCUACCCAAGUAACCGUGAAACAGCUGGUGACUCAUUAUAUGAACGUCUCGCAGAUCUUUUUACACAACGUUGUGUACGACGUUCGCAGUGACAAACUAAUACACAUCAUUCCGAUUGCUGCGGAAGAGUCUAAUAUGGACGUCGUCGUGGAUCUUUGUCAGCGGUUGCGUCAGAAGGAGGUGAACUUCCGCGAAGUAUCCGAGGGUCACAUCAACCCUCGCAACGGGGAGCCCAUGUCGUACGAAAUGUCUGAUAAAGAUCGCGAAUUGAUUGAUGGUAUACAAUUCGUCGACGUUAAGACCCUGCGUAUUUCAACGUCGGGUGUUUUGCAAAAAACAAUCGACGCAUUACUGGACUACUCCGCUACUGCGACCUCCGAUGACUAUGGCGUUAUAACUCACACGCCUAGUGACAGUCAGGAAUACGUGACAACUGCCGACAAUGAUAAUACCGCUCGUUGCGACACAGCAAGCGAGGCUACGUUUGACAUUGUGAAACAGACGCCCACAGACGAGUCCACCGCUUCCAUCUCUACAUGCGACGACUUCGAAGGAGUUAGCAGCUUGCAAAAGAGGAAGCUGCGUGCUCUUAUAGACUCCUCAGAGAGAGUUGUAUCGGUACGUCCGAGGCGCCGUUGUGCUACCAAGACGAAGGCUUAG